Plasmodium gonderi is the source of this 456-nucleotide messenger RNA. RefSeq names its product variable surface protein. The coding region runs from base 1 to 456 and encodes 151 amino acids. The record is from RefSeq and is a predicted model, not a curated record. The transcript has 3 exons. Lineage: Eukaryota; Apicomplexa; Aconoidasida; Haemosporida; Plasmodiidae.
AUGUUAAAUGAUGUAAGUAGUGAAACGGCGAAAAUCCCUAGUUUUCGAGAUUAUCAAUGUAGUGAUGUAGAUAUUGAUGAAUUCUUGACUACCAAAAAUAUUGAAAGAAAAAUAAAACAAAGUGUUUCUUCUUAUUGUAAGAUUAUAAAAAAAUAUAUUGACAAUGUUAAGGCGAAAAAUUUAAAUGAUAUCUAUAAAUGUGGCAAUUUUAUUAAAUACUGGAUAAAAGCAAAAAUUGAAGAAGAACAUAAUAAUGAAUCUGAAAAUAUAUUUAAUUAUUUGAAUGAAUAUGUUAAUCCUCUUAAGUCUCAUCUAAGUGAUGUUAAUUUAUGUUCUAAUAUUGAUAGAUUAAUUGAAAAAUAUAAUGCUCUCAUAACGAAUCCUAAUUAUUCCAAGGAUAUUGCUUUGAUUACUAAAUUAUAUCAUAUUAGAUGUCUAGUUGAAAGUAAUAAAUAG